AUGCCCCAGUUUACCCUAAGGAACGGAUCUAACCAGUUUCAAAAACUCAAUGCGGGGGUUGACUGCGAUUAUCCAGCCAAAAUUUUUUUUUUACCUAUUCCAAAAUUAGCCGCCCCUCAGUUUGAGGAAAAGGUUGCCGAUUGCACAUUUUUCUGCCAGGGUCGACAAACAGGAGAGAUGCGAACGGUUGGAGUUGGUUUUGCUAUUCGCAGCUCCCUCAUAAAAACUGUAAACCAGGCUCUUUUUGGUAUUUCUCCUCGGCUGAUGAGGAUGCAACUUAGCCUAGAAGAAGGCCACGCUGCCACUUUGAUCAGCUGCUAUGCACCCACGCUUAAGGCAACAAAGGAGGAAAAAGAUUUGUUCUAUGAGCAGCUCAGUGAAGCUGUUGCUUCGACACCAUAUAAGCAUCAACUGGUGCUCGGUCGCAAUGGAGUUGGAAAGGAAAACUCAAACGGAACUAUGCUGCUUGAACUCUGUACAGAGCAUAGUCUGGUGAUCACUAAUAUGGUUUUCCAACAGGCCAACAAAAAGAAGACCAGCUGGAAGCAUCCACAUUCAAGUCACCGGCAUCUUAUCGACUACAUCCUAACAAAUCAACGUGACCUUUGUCUCGCUCGUCUAACCAAAGCGUUUCGGAAGACUACAAUGUGGUCGGAUCACUGUCUCAUCAAGAUCCCAGUGUUUCUAACAGCAAAACCAGCCAAGAAACACCAAAGAGCUGCAAGAAUCACAGCUCUGGUUGACAAAAGGAAACGGAGAAAACAGGUGGCCCAAGAUGGGGGCAGCACAGGAGUAGGGGCCUGUGGAAUCUGUGAUCGUCGAUGUUUGUCUAGAAUUGGACUUUUUGCCUACAUGAAGUCACAUCAAUGA
Molecule: messenger RNA, 870 nt
Organism: Helobdella robusta
Lineage: Eukaryota; Metazoa; Annelida; Clitellata; Rhynchobdellida; Glossiphoniidae
Exons: 4
Coding region: 1-870 (289 amino acids)
Biological process (GO): chromatin remodeling
Cellular component (GO): nucleus
Source: RefSeq, a predicted model, not a curated record